AUGCCGAUGUACCGGGUAAAGCCCUAUCACGAGGGCGGCUCAUCUCUCAGCGUAGAGCUCCCCACCUGCAUGUACCGGCUCCCCAACGUGCACCGCGGGACCGGCUGCCCGGCGCAGAAUGCGAGCCACGUGCAGGGCGGGUCUGACCCAUCUCUUCAGGCUCUGGAGUCCCGGCAAGAUAACAUUUUAAAACGUCUGUACGAGUUGAAAGCCGCUGUGGAUGGGCUCUCCAAGAUGAUUCAGACGCCAGAUGCGGACUUGGACGUGACCAACAUAAUCCGAGCCCAGGAGCCCACCGCCCUGUCAGCCAAUGCGUUGGACUUAAAUUCAGUCCUCGGGAAGGAUUACGGGGCCCUCAAAGACAUCGUGAUCAAUGCAAACCCUGCCUCGCCGCCCCUCUCCCUGCUGGUGCUGCACCAGCUGCUCUGCAACCAGUACAAGGUCCUGUCCACUGUGCACACGCAUUCAGCAGUCAAGAACGUGCCAGAACACCUCCUCAGGUGCUUUGGCGAGCAGACCAAAAGCCAGCCCCGUCAUGAAUACCAGCUGGGCUUUACUCUCAUUUGGAAGAAUGUGCCCAAGACUCAGAUGAAGUUCAGUGUCCAGAGGAUGUGCCCCAUCGAAGGAGAAGGGAACAUUGCACGUUUCUUGUUCUCUCUGUUCGGCCAGAAGCAUAACGCGGUGAAUUCAACCCUCAUCGACAGCUGGGUGGAUAUAGCCAUUUUUCAGUUCAAAGAAGGCAGCAGCAGAGAGCGAGCCGCUGUGCUCGGCGCCAUUAACUCCGCUCUCGGGAAGAGCCCCUGGCUGGUGGGGAACGAGCUCACCGUGGCGGACGUGGUGCUGUGGUCUGUGCUGUGGCGGGCGGGGGCCGGGGGCGGCAGUGUGCCCGUGCCGCCCAACGUGCAGAAGUGGAUGCGGGCCUGCGAGAACCUGGCCCCUUUCAGCGCUGCCCUCCAGCUCCUGAAGUGA
Molecule: messenger RNA, 969 nt
Organism: Pipistrellus nathusii (Nathusius's pipistrelle)
Lineage: Eukaryota; Metazoa; Chordata; Mammalia; Chiroptera; Vespertilionidae
Source: the annotation of a GenBank genome assembly